Messenger RNA from Drosophila elegans, 3283 nucleotides. RefSeq lists its product as uncharacterized. Gene Ontology annotation, biological process: regulation of transcription by RNA polymerase II; cell differentiation; anatomical structure morphogenesis. The record is from RefSeq and is a predicted model, not a curated record. NCBI's taxonomy places the organism in Eukaryota, Metazoa, Arthropoda, Insecta, Diptera, Drosophilidae. Gene Ontology annotation, molecular function: DNA-binding transcription factor activity, RNA polymerase II-specific; RNA polymerase II cis-regulatory region sequence-specific DNA binding. Bases 1103 to 2968 code for a protein of 621 amino acids. The transcript is spliced from 2 exons.
AUCAAUAUCAAAUAAAUAAUGGAAAUGACCGAGAAAUUUAGCAGAAAAAAUAGAGAAUUUUGUUUUUGUAACAGCUGCAUGGGUAAAAAUAAAUAACUUGGAACUUUGAGCGUCUAUUUCUUGUUAUUUUUUUAUCUAAGUUAUCAAUCAACCAGCUGCGGCAUCCCUUUUAUUAUUGUUUUAGUGUGGGUGGAACGCAAGUGGUAAUGAAUUAUAUUUUGAUAAUCAAAAACUAUGGAACAUCCGUUCGGCGUGUGAACAGUUUUUCACCUUCUCUUGUAUCGCCAUGUUUUCAAAACAGUUUAAUUAAAACCUAAGCCCGUAAAUAAGCAAUCUGGUGGCGCUUUUAUUGAUUACCUACAAUGCAAAUUCAGUAUACCUUGAUCCCGUACAUACAAAAGCAGUUCACUUAAACCGUUAUGUGUAUCGGAUCUGUACACCGCAUUGUGUAGGAACUAAACAUUACUGCGGGUGCUAGAGAAAGACAGGUGUAGGUGUGUUCGCUCUGCUCAAGUCCCUUCCUCACUUUCAGUGGGCCCAACAAGGACAGCGCUAAUGCGUGAACAGAAUGAAGAGGACAGUCCACACAUCUGUGACGUCUCUAGAAUGCCACCCUCUGAGCUUGGCCAAUGGGCACGCCGAUCCAGGCGGGGCGUGGCCUGCCAUGACCAUCCGUACCGCUCGCACCCUUGUGGCCAGGCUCUCAGCCAUUUUGCUCGGAAUCAGACAUAGUUCGAACACCGCGCCGACCGCACGUUACUGAGUUCCGACGAUGUUCCGAUUGAUUCUCUGCAAAUACAAGUAUAAUAUUUACAAUACAAAGUGUUCUCAAAUCGUGUGCACGUCAAAAAUCCAGUGCUUGAGUGGCUCCGAUAAGCUAGUGUCGCUAAUGUGUACAUAAUAUGUACGACACAUGAUUACCUGUGACAGUGAUUACCAAUAAUUGUUAACACUUAUCAACACAUUGAAGAAAGAUCGCAUCAUCAUCGCAUGCGGACAUGCCAGAACGACACCGCAACAAUGGCGCAGUCAAAUCGUUCGAUUUGGUGAUCUUCGCGGAUGGAAACAAAAAAACGCUGUAGUCUGGAUGUAAGCAAGGCAAAUGGCUCACUCUGACUUGGCUGCUUCGCAGGCGACCACAUCCGAUCGGGAUCAUGUGAACACGUCGAGCAACGAGAAUGUGCCCAAGCAGCCAACGUUGUCUAGUAUCUAUCCUCUUGGAACGCAGAGAAACUCCCACUCGCAGUCGCAUUCGCACUCGCAAGCCACGACAAUGGCUUUGGAACAGUACCGCCUGCAGUUGUACAACUACGCUUUGAGCAUCGAACGCUUCCGCUGUCCGCAGUAUGGCGCAGGAGGAGGUGGAGGAGUUGGAGGAGUUGGAGGAGUUGGAGGAGGUGGAGGAGCGGGUGCCCCGUGGCUGCACCUGAGCCCCUACGGACACCAGGGGUCGGGCAGCAUUGCGGGAGCGAACCGCAUGGCCGCCCUGUCGACCAUUUCGCUGUUCCCGCAGACGCAGCGCAUUUUCCAGCCAGAGGAGCCCAAGCCGCAGCACAGCUACAUUGGGCUGAUAGCCAUGGCCAUUCUGAGCUCGGCCGAACUGAAGUUGGUCCUCUCAGACAUUUACCAGUACAUUUUGGAUAACUAUCCGUAUUUUAGAAGCCGCGGCCCGGGCUGGAGGAACUCCAUCAGGCACAACCUCUCGCUAAACGACUGCUUUAUCAAGUCCGGCCGCAGUGCCAAUGGCAAGGGGCACUACUGGGCCAUCCACCCGGCCAACAUGGAUGACUUCCGCAAGGGCGACUUCCGACGCCGCAAGGCCCAGCGCAAGGUGCGCAAGCACAUGGGUCUGUCGGUGGACGACGCCAGCACCGACUCGCCCAGCCCGCCCCCCCUGGACCUCACCACCCCGCCUCCGCCCGGCGCGCAGUCCGCCCUUCCACUGUCGACUCUGGGAUACCCGUACCCGCACCAGCAGUACAUCGGCCAGUUCCUCAACCGGAGCUCGGCACCAGCCAUCUCGUCCCACUAUCCCGCCGAUCCGCCCGUGCUCGUGCCGCGACUCCAGCCCACCCAGCUCGACCAGCUUCAGCUCCAGCUCCAGCAGCCGCAUCAGCAUCAGCACCAGCACCAGCAUCAGCACAUCGCCUACAUCAACUCCACCACGACGACGACCAUUGCGAACAUGUUCUCGCAGACUCGCAAGCGGCAGUUCGACGUGGCCUCGCUGCUGGCACCCGACGUCCAGAUCGUCGACAUUGUGUCCGAGGACCAGGAGUCCGCGGUGAGACCAGCUGCCACCGCGAGGACGACGACCCAGACCCACACGGUCAUCACGAAGCAGACCAUACACCGCGAGGUUGUCCUGGGACUGGAGCAACCCGUGACCGACGCCGACAUCGACAUCGACACCGAUGUCGAUGUGGAGGUCAACGUCGAUGUGGUAGACGAAGGCAUCAAUUCCCACCCCGACCCCGAUCCCUAUCCAGAUGCGGAUGCGGAUGCGGAUGCGGAUGCGGAUCCGGAUGGGCAGGAAAAGAGCGGAGUGAAGCUGUUUGCCUCUGUUGAGGACAACAACUCGUACCUAAGCGAUGGCAGACUGUCCGAUCCAGAUCCAGAUCCAGAUCCAGAUCCUGAUCCUGAUCCUGAUCCGGAAGAUCUCGAGCAGCACCCUUACUCCGUGUCCAGCUCGGCGGCGAGGUCCUUGGGCAGCAGCAGCAGCCAGCACGAGGAGUCCAGUUCCCUGGAGGAGUGUCCCCCGCCCGCUGCGAGGCCUUCACCUCUCGGAGUGGCCAUUCCCAACGCGUACAUCGAACUCAACCAAGUCGAUCCGCACAUGCUGAGCAGGUACUACGGCACGUACAUGGCCGCAGCUGCUCGACGAGCCACUAUGGAGGCGUCCAAGACUGGACGGACGUCCUCGAUAACGCCACCUCCGAAGACGGAAAUAGUCUCACAGAAGCAGUAGAUCAGAUCAGACCGCCCACAUUUCCCACACUGGUUAAAUGUGACAGGGUCAAUAGAUAUACUGCAUAUACUAGUUCAUUUGAAGCCGACGACCCACCCUGCAAUACAAACACAUACAUACCUAAAUCGAUACUUGAUAAAUAGGGUUCUUCAGUGUAGUUUUAUAUGUUUUAACGAGCGUAAAUAAAUGUUAAACUAUUGUUAAACCUCGUAGGUUGCUAAAUAAGUUAGUGACUUGAUAAAACUCUGUACUGUAAAUCUAUCUCACUCAUCCCGAUAAUCACAAUUAAUAAAGUCCAAUUUUUAGUAUGGUCCU